ACCACAACCGCAACCGCAACCGCAACGAUACCAAGCGAAGCCGCCGCCACCGCCACCCAACCCAUUGAACCCAACACCCACACGACCGGCGAGAAGAGAAAGAAACCGAAAGGAAAAAAAGGGAGGAGAGGGAAGAAGAAAGAGAAGGAACGAAAGGGGGAAAAGAGAAAAAAGAGGCGGCAGCGGCGGAGGGACGGCGACGAGGAGGGGAGGGGGGGUCAUCCGAUCUGGAGUCGCGUCAAACCCUCCUCCGUAAAAUUCCACCCCCCCUCUCCCUCCCUCCCCCUCUCCCCUCCGUCCCUCGGGUCCCCGCUUCUCGAUCUGCCGCUGCCGAUCGAUCGAUCGGUCGAUCCGGUGUGCCGAUCGAUGGGAUGUGCGGGGAAGGGGUCGGUCCCUGCGGCCAUCGGUUGCUGAUUUGGGGGGGUUCCACUGGUAACGCCAUAACUGUGAUAUAUUCUUCCGAAGUGUUCAGUGCAUUCAGCUGCUCCCUGUAGUUGAUUUCAAGAUGACAAGUAGGAAAAGUAACAGAUCUACAGUCACAUCAUGCACUGCUCUGCAUAUGGAAUGGGACAGGAUUUCUUGCCCUAUUUGUAUGGAGCAACCACACAAUGCUGUUUUACUUAUAUGCAGUUCCUACAAGAAUGGUUGUAGAUGUUACGUUUGUAACACUAGUCAUCGACACUCUAAUUGCCUAGAUCGAUUCAGAGAAAUGAAUGGAGAUAGUAAGGUCCGUGCUUCACACUCAACCACUUCGGUGAUUUCAAACUCCAAUAACAGAACUGUUGAACGAAGCUCUCACUAUAGUAUGAUUCCCAGACAAAGACGUACCAAUAAUGCUAAUAACCAAGAACCUGCAAAUUCAACAUUAUCUGUAGAAGAUAGCAUUGUAAUGGAAGAAUGUCAUGAUGCCAUGCAAAGUUCAGCUGACUUGAAGUGCCCUCUCUGUAGAGGUUCUGUAUCCGGCUGGAUUCCUGCUUCAGAAGUGAGGAAGUAUCUGAACGAGAAGUUGAGAGCAUGCUCUCAUGAGUCCUGCAAAUUUGUUGGAACGUACGAGCAGCUGCGUGAACAUGCCAGAACUGUUCAUUUGCUUGCAAAGCCUGCUCAUGUGGAUCUUUCAAGGAAAAGGACUUGGGAUCUCCUUGAGCGUGAGCAGGAGGUUGGUGAUGUCAUAAGCGCAAUCAGGUCCCAGAAUCCUGGGGCAAUAAUAGUGGGCGACUAUGUCAUCGAGACCAGAGAUGCGAUGUCACCUGAUGAAAACACUGGAGAUGAAAGUAAUGACGAGUGGUAUUCACCGGUUCAGGACUCAUUAGAAUCACCUGAUAACAGGUAUGUCUGGCCGCAUGAUGCUCCGGGAUCGUCUAUUUUCUGGGCAGAGGAAAGGCAUGGACUGCCAAGGUUUCAGCCUCAGAAUAACCGAACUCAGCCACGGUUUUCUUUCAGUGACAGGAGCAGCUCACGUUCAGAUUGGCACAGCAUCCGUCGGCCGAGCUCACGCAACCCGGUGCGUCGAGGCUUCUUCAGUCGACAGCACAUGAACAGCAGCAGCAAUUAUCGUGGCUUUCGUCCCCAACCUUUUGAUCGGCCGAAUGGUAGCAACUAUCGUUCAGGUAUCAACAGGAGCCUAGAUGACCCAUCGACUGUGCCCAGGCGUCAGCGUUUGAGGUACACGCACAGGAGACAUCAUACCCGUGAUUGAUCUAAGCAGCAUUUGCUCUUGCUGUACAAAUUAAUCGGCAAAAACAGCCAAGCUAUCCUUGUAAAUAUCAAUGUCAAACUCAAAUUUACGUUUCUUUAGUUGGUUUAUGCUAUAUAUCAAAUUAUCAAUGUAUAUUAUUAACAAUCUAGUCUAGAGGCAAGACUUUGCUCCCUAAAUAUCAUCUUCAGUAUUGUUGUAACGUUCAGAUGCAAUUCUUGACUACUUGACUGGCCUAGUUGACCGAUGUGCAUUGGACAUCUAAUUGUGAAGCGAAAAAUGGCAUUCGGAGUUGACUU
Messenger RNA from Oryza brachyantha (malo sina), 1992 nucleotides. RefSeq lists its product as uncharacterized. Bases 506 to 1696 code for a protein of 396 amino acids. The transcript has 3 exons. Lineage: Eukaryota; Viridiplantae; Streptophyta; Magnoliopsida; Poales; Poaceae. The record is from RefSeq and is a predicted model, not a curated record.